UAGGAGCAGUACAUUUUAUCCAUAUGCUUCUGGAGCCUGAUCCUGACAAGCGUCCAACUGUAAAAGAAGCAAUGGAAGACAAAUGGUUAAAUGAGGGAUUUCAACAAAAACCACUGAAUGCUGUUUCAUUUAGAAAUAGACUGCGUCCUGAUGAGCUGAAUCCCAUUGUUUUAAAUUACAUGAGCGAAUCCUUGGAUCUCAGUAUUUCAGAGAUUAUCAAUACACUGGUGAAUAACAGGCCUUCUCCAGUUACAGCUUCAUACUAUUUACUUCAGAAGAAACUAUUAAAACAUCAGAAAGAAAAGGGAGUUUUAAAGGAAAAAGGUUCUGAUAAAUGGAAUUUACCUUCUACAAUGCUCUGGGUUGAAACUACUGAAUCUAAUACUUCUACAAAAAAGAUUCAUUUAGAGGUAUUUCUUCCAUGCUGGUCAGACAUUGAGAAAAGUUAUGACAUUUAA
Messenger RNA from Xenopus tropicalis (tropical clawed frog), 458 nucleotides. RefSeq names its product hormonally up-regulated neu tumor-associated kinase-like. The transcript is spliced from 3 exons. The record is from RefSeq and is a predicted model, not a curated record. Lineage: Eukaryota; Metazoa; Chordata; Amphibia; Anura; Pipidae. The coding region runs from base 24 to 458 and encodes 144 amino acids.